GAGUUUAUAGAACACAGCAUCUGUCCGGCAGGUAACACACUAGGUAUUGAGAUGCUUCCCCACACGGGCACCAAAUCACGGAGUACCUCCUCAAUUGCGGAGAGUGAUCCAGGAAGUGGUGUGGUAGGAGAGCCAGAGACUGCCAAGUCUGUUAACAUUCAGGGUAAGACUCUGAUGGAGAUAGCCCGAUUAGCAGUCCAACCCGGAGUAACAGUGGACACGUCCCACAUCAGUGACAUUGCCCUAGAACCCACGGACACCUCCUUCCACAUCACUCCGUGCAAUCCGCUGGUAGAUGAUUUCAACCCGUAUAGAGCAAUCAGCCUCGAAGAAGCCGCCAAAACGCAAAAGACAGUCGCACAAAAAUCCCUACCUCUCAUUAAAAAAAACUUAGCCAUACUAACUGAACAAUGGUCCCCGUCUGGAUCGACCCAAAGUCUACCCUGCACCGCGGAAUGCUCUAUGGAACCGGCUAUCAACGCUCUAUCAAUCAGACCCCCUUCUGCAGCACUCCGGUCAGAGACCAGCAGCCGCAGGACCAGCGAGGCUUCGAGCGUCUUCGAGUUCCAGACAGGUUUGGGUUUGCCAGAGGAUACUCCCUCCUAUCGAUAGACCUAGGAGACGAUACCGACAACUCCCGGCUCACUAAACCUAGAUCUGCUCAUUCCUCUGGCUACACUUCCCCCGCCACCAGCAACACCUCCAGCCCCAUUCUCCAGAGGAGACUUCUUGGUGAGACCAGGACCAGGUCUAAUGGGGAGAUGACCAACACUGCUCCUCGCAGCUCCUCUGAAGACAUUGCUUUCAUCAGUAAGAUAGUGAACAAUGUGUUGGAUGGUGUGGGUAUACCCUGGUACCAGAACAAACGUUUAGCAACUGUCAUGCAGGACGAGAACAUCAGGUUGUUGGUAGCUAAUAGGAUACUCAGUGGUACGACUACUAAGAGACAACAUCGUGACGUCAUACAGCACGAGCAAAUAUCACCGGAUGUGUUCAAAGGUUUGGCAUCGCUGUUAAAACACGCAGUAAAGGGUAUAGAUCAGGUGGGAGAUGGAGCUAACACUUCUGGAAUAGGCUCUAUCUUUACCCUUCUUGAGGUGGCUUACACCCGCCAUAUGGGCGCUUAUGUUGAAAUAAACAAGACAACCGACCAGAAGAAAAAGAAAACAUCGUCAGUUUCAAGCACCUCAGAGUCACCAGCAGUGAACGAGAUAAAGCAGAUACUAAACGGGUGUGAAGAUCUCAACAACCGGCCUGUGUCCUCACAGGCUGCAGCCUCUACUUCCUCAGAGAAGCUAGGCUCACCGCGUGACCCAGACUGGUCCCCACCCUCUCCAGCAACCCUCACCACUCCCCAACCUACCCUGACGCCCUCAGUGUGUCCUCCUACACCGGACACGGAGACAGAGGCCACUCAGUUCCAAUAUCCCAGUACUGAUAAGCAAACUACUCUUCAACGGAGUCCCAACCCUCCUGGAACACCCGAGUCAGGAUCACCCCCGACAGAAGAGUCGAGUUCAAUAAUGAACUUAGCAACAUCUCUGCUGGCAUCUGGCACCAUGCCGCCUGAUACUGACAUACAUCGGAAGUAUCUGUACGAAGAAAUUUUGGGCAAAGUUCGGUCGAGUGUGUGGGAGAAGGAGGACACGUGGGAGGGCAUGUUUUACGAUGCUGUACACACGGAACGGGAAAUACUCGGCAUGAACCGAUAUCCUCACGAAAUGCAAGACAGAUACACGAAGCACUCCAAACGAGGAAGACAGCGAAUAGAGACGGAUGAAGACGAGCUAUUGUAUGGGUGUAUAAAGAACAUAGUGGGGUUCAUGGUGGCCCUGGAGGUGGAAACUAAAACUAUCAUGAAGUUAAUCUCCAGAUUGGAAGGUAAAACUCACAUCGGCCUAAAGUUCAACCCUCGUUUACGACUAAUCAAGGAACAUUUACCGCACCUAACCAAGAACCAGCUGACCCUGAAACCGCUGCGGUCCCAGCUACCGCGCACUUCUUAUCUAGUUCACCAGGGGACCACUCUCUCCGGCGAGACUCUUCUUCUCGAGAUAUCAGCGGAAGCGAUUUUUAUCCGAUCUCCGAGCAACAUGACGAUAAAAGACCGGUAUUUCCUGGAGGACGUGAGACGAGUCUCCUUCAGUAAGAAGUACAAGAUAAUGUCCCUGUGGGUUCUGACGGGUGCCCAGCAGUCUCCUGUCACUCAGAUACAGUUCUGUAGUCAAAAGAGCGCAGAAGCCUACAACAAGAUCAAAGAAAGUUUCAAGAGGAUAAAGAAGACUGAUUCCACUGUUUCGAAAAAGGACUCGUCAGCUGAGUUUGAAGUACAAGUAUUCAAUAAUACUGAGGUUACAGUCUACCUUGAGAUUACGCAAGAUUAUGUCAAACUCAAAUUCCCGACUGAGACGAAUCUGAUCCCGGUUAGUCAGAUAUUCCGAGUAACACGAAAUAAAGACUCUAUCUCUCUGGAUGCUCUAGUAGCUAAUGGACAGGUGAAGCCGUACGUUUUCAAGACGAGUCAAGGGUCCUCAAUCUGUGACAGAAUCCUAACCUCCUUUGAGCGGAUGUCGCUGCAUAAACCUAAGAAACACCUUCGACCUGGCUCACGUGACAGCUCAGUUACGUCUGAUGAGGAGAGCAGUAUUUGUCUCUCCAGCCCUGAGUAUCAGUUCAUGUCUAGUGACGACGAGGAAGGAAUUUGAGCAAUACCUAUGACGUCAUCAACCGAACUAUGACGUCACUAAACAUGAUAUAAACUACGAGCUGGUUCUCUGAUACGUCAUUACAAACUGAUAACAUUUUUGUGCCCGUAUUUGUAGACUUAAGUUACUUCUUAGGGGUACUCUCCCCCAACCCCCUACUUAGCGGUUUGUUUUCAAAACACUGGGCUCAGAAAGGGGUCCGGGACUCUACGGCCUUAGACUUGACGGUGGGAAAUUUGACGGUGCAAAAACUAGGGUUAGGUUUAGGUUGAGAUAAAAUUCUCAUUCCCAAACCCUAACCCUAACUCUAACUUUAAACCCUAACCAUAUCAUAACCAAAAUGCUAACCCAUAAACCUCAACCCUAACCCUAACUUUUUUGUGCCAAAAAAUCUGCCGCUGUAGAGUCUCGCACCGUAGAGUCCGGACUCCUUACAAAGCCUAGAUAAGGAGGACUGUUUUUGAUUGUUUCGUUAGAAGUUGAAGUGCAGUUUAUGAGUUUGGAAUUGAAGACCAUGAUGUUUCAUUUUGCUGAAAAUGUAUAUGUGAAUGAUUAGGUUUGUUUACCUUUGUGGUUGUUUAUGUUUGUGGUUAUAAAUUAGUUGUUUGGAGGAAUGAACUUUGUUAGUGUAGUACUUAGGACGUAUGGAUGAAGUGCAAUUUGUCCGUUAGAAUGAAGCCCAAAUAACCGCUGAUAUAAGGUUGUGGUAGAUUUAACCAUAUUAGUUUGGGUUAGUAUGGAACGAUAUUCGGGAACUACGAGAGUUUAUUGAGUGGUUUUAUUGAGGAUUGUGCUUUUGAAAUGUGAGAGUUUCAAUAUUUGUUUCGUUUCGAUUCGAUUAAAAUUGGUUAAUGAAUUUUAGUCUAUUGUAUCUGACAAAAAUAUGGUUUUACGUUCAAUUAAUUAAUGAAUCAAAUAUUUAAUGAAUUAGUUGGCUUACCGUAAGCGACAUUUGAAUGCCCGGCGAAACAUUGAUAUGACAGAAUUAUCAAAAGUCCCCCAAUUAGGUAGGUUACCCCAUUAAAAUACUGAGAAAGGCAUUUCAAUUUAAUAAUUUCUUGACUUGGAUUUAGAACGUGUCAUUAUCUUAAUAUUUCGUUUACAAUCUUGUUUUUACCUUUGCUUUGAAUUGACUCAUAUUUAAAAUUUUAUGAUGUAUUUUUCUGACGAAGGUUAAAAUCUGAUUGAUUUCUGAGUUAGUAUUUACUUAUUUAAAACAAUAAAAUUAAUAAUAAUAAUAAUUUGAUAUUUGAUAAAGAUGUAUCUAAAAGUUUGCCUAUAUCUUGACAUAACUAAUCUCACGCUCUAUCGAAUAAGAGGGACAUAUUUCUGCAAAUUUCCCGAAAUGAAACUUAAAAUGACCGCCCCAUGUAUACUUGUAAGGAACUCAUAUUAUGUAAUUAGAUUCACUUUUCACAUUUCGAAUUUGUGUUUAAUAAAGACUUUAUAUAGUCUACCUCUGUGCUUAAGAUUAUAUUGUAUUGAUUGAAAUUUCUAUUUGUUAUUGUUAAGGUAUUUUAGCAGUACAAAAC
Messenger RNA from Bolinopsis microptera, 4237 nucleotides. RefSeq names its product MAP kinase-activating death domain protein-like. Gene Ontology annotation, biological process: regulation of apoptotic process; regulation of Rab protein signal transduction. Gene Ontology annotation, molecular function: guanyl-nucleotide exchange factor activity. The record is from RefSeq and is a predicted model, not a curated record. Gene Ontology annotation, cellular component: cytosol. The transcript has 21 exons. Lineage: Eukaryota; Metazoa; Ctenophora; Tentaculata; Lobata; Bolinopsidae. Bases 411 to 2705 code for a protein of 764 amino acids.